CUCACAGAGAAAAAGGAGCUGACAGGGAGUACUGAGAGAUAAUAUUCCAUGGCCGGCACCUCAAUGGCUGUGAAAGUACUGAUCUUUGUACUGGCUGUCCUCCUCUGCAGCUUCACCUCCCCGGCGCUGGGAGUCGUUCCGGAGGAUUGCCAGGCCGAAUCCGGCGACUGCGUGGACAAGUCCAAGGCUUUGCCACUCAAGAUCAUCGCCAUUGUCGCCAUCCUCGUCACCAGCAUGAUCGGCGUCGGCUUGCCCCUCGUCACUCGCUCCGUCCCGGCCCUGGAUCCCGAACGAGGCCUCUUCGUCGUCGUCAAGGCCUUCGCGUCCGGCAUCAUCCUGGGCACCGGCUUCAUGCACGUCUUGCCGGACUCCUUCGAUAUGUUGUCGUCCAGCUGCCUCAAGGAGCAUCCAUGGCACAAGUUCCCUUUCACCGGUUUCGUCGCCAUGUUGUCGGCCCUUGUUACUCUAAUGGUGGAUGCGCUGGGCACCAGCGUAUAUAUCAAGAGAAACAGCAGCGACGUAAUCCCGGAGAUUGAGAGAGCCGGCCGAGAGCUGGAGUUGGGUAGCGGCGCAGGCCAGUUCCACGGCGGCCACCACCAUCACCACCAUCAUCAAGGUGCUGCAGCAGCUCCCAAGGAAGGAGUCGAUGCCAAAACUCUGCUUCGCUACAGAGUGGUAGCCAUGGUACUGGAACUGGGAAUCGUGGUUCAUUCAGUGGUGAUAGGGCUCUCCUUAGGAGCCUCCAACAACACUUGCACCAUUAAACCGCUGGUAGCCGCCCUCUGUUUCCACCAAAUGUUCGAAGGAAUGGGCCUGGGUGGCUGCAUCCAGCAGGCGGAAUACAAGUCCCUGAAGAAGGCAGUCAUGGCGUUCUUCUUCUCGGUGACGACUCCAUUUGGCGUAGCGCUUGGGAUAGGAUUGGCAAACACGUACAGAGAGAACAGCCCCAGCUCACUGAUCGCCGUCGGGCUACUUAAUGCGUCGUCGGCGGGGCUUCUGAUCUACAUGGCCUUGGUGGAUCUCCUGGCCGCCGACUUCAUGGGUCCCAAGUUGCAGCGCAACAUCAAGCUCCAGAUCAAAUCCUACGUCGCCGUAUUCUUGGGCGCCGGCGGCAUGUCUCUGAUGGCCAAAUGGGCUUGAUUUUAUUUUAUAUAUGAAUCUAUAUAUAAUCAUCUCUCAGACUGCGAGCUAUAUAUAAUCUAUCUCAAGUUUCAGAAUAUAUAUAUAUAUAUAUAUAAUAUACAUAAAUAGAUUCUAAAUUUGGUUUCUGUAACAAAUGCAAUGUAACAUGAUAUUUACAAUUCUCCCGUUAUGUUUGAGAAAAUAAAUUUAUGAGAAGCGCAAUUACAA
Diospyros lotus (date-plum) is the source of this 1350-nucleotide messenger RNA. RefSeq names its product fe(2+) transport protein 1-like. The record is from RefSeq and is a predicted model, not a curated record. Gene Ontology annotation, molecular function: zinc ion transmembrane transporter activity. Lineage: Eukaryota; Viridiplantae; Streptophyta; Magnoliopsida; Ericales; Ebenaceae. Gene Ontology annotation, cellular component: plasma membrane. Gene Ontology annotation, biological process: zinc ion transmembrane transport. The transcript has 3 exons. The coding region runs from base 49 to 1140 and encodes 363 amino acids.